Messenger RNA from Hordeum vulgare subsp. vulgare (domesticated barley), 1867 nucleotides. RefSeq names its product polygalacturonase At1g48100-like. NCBI's taxonomy places the organism in Eukaryota, Viridiplantae, Streptophyta, Magnoliopsida, Poales, Poaceae. Gene Ontology annotation, molecular function: polygalacturonase activity. The coding region runs from base 1 to 1599 and encodes 532 amino acids. The transcript has 7 exons. The record is from RefSeq and is a predicted model, not a curated record. Gene Ontology annotation, biological process: carbohydrate metabolic process.
AUGCAAGCUGCAGGCACAAAGAUGAGCAAAGGCCUCGCCGUGGUGCUGCUCGUCGUCUUGCUCGCUCUGAGCUCUGCCGUCGGCUUCUGCGAAGCGAGGAGCGGCAGGCACUGGAGGCAGAACAGGGGACCCUCAGUCAGCAUGUUCAGAAGGAAAGGAAAAGGAAAGAACGGCGGCGGUUCCCCUACCCACAGCCACAGGCAAUACGGCAAAGGGCACCAGAGUCCUGCAAUGCCGGCACCACCGAGUCCAGGUGGCGGGAAUGGCUAUGCGUCACCGUCUCCACCACCGCCAUCGCUGCCGCCACAAGCACCGUCUGUGACGCCUUCGCCACCCCCACCUCUGCCCCCAACUUUGCCGCCACCUGAGCAGCCAUCGCAGGGCGCGGUGUUCAGCGUGGUUAACUUUGGAGCUCGGGGAGACGGAGUUACGGAUGAUACUCAGGCUUUUGAAGCAGCAUGGGCAGCAGCGUGCAAGGUGGAGGCAUCGACGGUUCUUGUACCACCUGAACUCGAGUUCGUUGUUGGCCCAAUCUCAUUUUCUGGGCCUAACUGUAAGCCUAACAUUAUAUUCCAGCUGGAUGGAACCAUUUCAGCUCAAACUGGCGCGAGAGCGUGGGGCUCCGGUUUGCUUCAAUGGCUUGAGUUCACCAAACUAAAUGGGAUAUCAAUUCAAGGCAGUGGUGUCAUAAAUGGUCAGGGAAAAGAAUGGUGGACCUAUUCAGAUUCAAAUGACGAUGAUGAUGAUAUGGACUCAUACACUGAUCAGGAGCUGGAGAAGAUGCCACAGAUCAAACCUACGGCACUGAGGUUUUAUGGCAGUACCAAUGUCAGAGUAACUGGUAUCAGCAUCGUCAACAGCCCGCAGUGCCAUCUCAAGUUCGAUAGCUGUCAGGGAGUCAUGGUUCAUAACCUGACCAUCUCUUCCCCUGAGACAAGCCCCAACACGGACGGAAUUCACCUGCAAAACUCCAAAGAUGUCAACAUUCAUCACACUGACCUUGCUUGCGGUGAUGACUGCAUCUCCAUCCAGACAGGCUGCAGCGAUGUAAACAUACAUAAUGUGAACUGUGGACCAGGCCAUGGGAUCAGUAUUGGUGGCCUAGGAAGGUACAACACCAAGGCAUGUGUCUCCAACAUCACUGUAAGAGAUGUCAACAUGUUCAAAACAAUGACUGGUGUCAGAAUCAAGACUUGGCAGGGUGGCUCAGGGCUGGUCCAGGGCAUAAGGUUCUCCAACAUACACAUGUCAGAGGUUCAGACACCAAUCAUGAUUGACCAGUUCUACUGCGACAAAACAGCGUGCACGAAUCAAACCUCUGCGGUUGCGGUUUCAGACGUGCAGUAUGAGAACAUCAGGGGUACCUUCACGAUCAAGCCCGCCCAUUUCGCGUGCAGCGACAGCUCGCCGUGCUCGGAGAUCACCCUGACCGGCAUACAACUGAGACCCCUGAUAGUGCCUCAGUACCACAUGUGCAGUAGCCCCUUCUGCUGGCAGGCCUUCGGGGAGCUGUACACUCCCACCAUCCCUCCCAUUUCUUGCUUGCAGCUCGGCAAGCCGGCCGGGAACCGCGUGCUGUCGGACCACGAUCAGUGCUGAAACUCCGGAGACGAUCCGGGGGAACUCUUGUGGCUGGUGUGAAUAUAUAUAUACAGCUCUUGUUAGGAUGUGGCUGUCAUGGUAAGUACCACAGUUGUUUUUUGGCAGGAAGUAUAGAAUGGUGAUGUAUGAUGCAUGUGUAAGAGAUACCUGAAACAUGAGAAGAAACACAUUUCAGCUAGAUCUGAUAAUGUAGCUAUAUCAGACCUGAUAAUGCAGCGAUGUCUAUAUAUGCAAAGGCCAGGGACACUACCACCUUUUGAAAGAA